Spirodela intermedia is the source of this 201-nucleotide messenger RNA. Lineage: Eukaryota; Viridiplantae; Streptophyta; Magnoliopsida; Alismatales; Araceae. The record is from the annotation of a GenBank genome assembly.
AUGAAAUGGGUCGUCGAGUCGUCUCCGGCGGCUGUCACCUGGCAGAGCGGAAAAACGGCGACUUUGCGGCUCUCCAGUGGCUGUCACCCGACGGAGAGGAGUUGGAUGGAGGUGGGGCGCGUGUUAGGGAGCUUCAUCCUCAGGUCCGCGCAGCAAGAGGAGGCUCUUCAUCGCAUCUGGUACGCUCCCAGGAGGUGGUGA